Messenger RNA from Zingiber officinale, 357 nucleotides. RefSeq lists its product as uncharacterized. The coding region runs from base 1 to 357 and encodes 118 amino acids. Gene Ontology annotation, molecular function: nucleic acid binding. The transcript has a single exon. The record is from RefSeq and is a predicted model, not a curated record. NCBI's taxonomy places the organism in Eukaryota, Viridiplantae, Streptophyta, Magnoliopsida, Zingiberales, Zingiberaceae.
AUGGCUUACCCCCAAAGAAACGACCAAGUGGAAGUCACCAAUCAAGAGAUUCUCAGAGGAUUGCGAGCUCGGCUCGACCACACAGGAGUCAGUUGGGUCGACAAACUUCCUAGCAUCCUAUGGGGCCUAUGCACGACCCCGAAGGAGGCGACUGGCGUGACGCCAUUAUAUCUAGUGUACGACGGUGAAGCACUAGUCCCGGUGGAAGUCGGAGUGGAGUCUGAUCGGGUGCAACACUAUGACGAGGAGAAUGGCGAGUGGAGAUUGAUGGAGCUAGACUUGGUCGACGAAGCCCAAGAAAAGGUUGUCGUUCUGCUGAUGGCAUACCGACAGCAGAUGAAACAGAGCUACAACUGA